UCUACAAUGGCGUUUGCAGCCCUGAAAGAAGAGCUGACUUGCUCCAUCUGCUUGAAUAUCUAUGCAGAUCCCGUAUUGCUGAGAUGUGGGCACAACUUUUGCCGCUUCUGCAUUGAUCGUGCGCUGGAUUCACAGGAGGCGUUUGGACUCUAUAGCUGUCCUGACUGCAGAAGAGAAUUCCCGGAGCGUCCUGCAUUGCAAAGCAACCUCAAACUACGCAACAUAGCAGAAUAUUUCAAUUCUACUCAACCAGCGCAAACAGAGACGGAGGUAUUCUGCUCCAACUGUUUAGACGCUCCUGUGCCCGCUGUAAUAUACUGUCUGCACUGUGAGGUUUCGCUGUGUGAUAACCAUCUGAGAGUCCACAGCAAGUCUCAAGAACAUGUCUUAAUGGAGCCCUGUAGUUCCCUGAGGGUGCAGAAAUGUCUGUCUCACCACAAAGCCCUCACGUACUAUUGUUGUGAUGAAAACAUCUGCAUCUGCGUAUCAUGUUUGCUGAAUGAAAAACACCGGGAACAUCAGGUGAUCGGUAUAAAUGAAGCAUUUAGGAAGAAAAUGGACAAACUGAGAAGUGUAAUGGCAAAGGAGGCCUUAAUGACAGAAGAUGUUGAGGAAAAAAUCCAAAAUCUUCAGACGCACAAAAAGAACACAUCGGCAAAGACUGCACGCUUAACACAGCACGUUAAUGUCACCUUUAAGAAAAUCAAAAGGCAGUUGGAUGACCUAGCAAAGAGAGUCCUGUGUGAGAUCGCAAGACGCGAAGAGCAGACCUCACUGUCCAUCUCUGAUCUGAUCCAGCAACUGGACUUGAAGAAGGAUGAACUGUCCAGGAAGAUGCGUCACAUGGAGAAACUGUGUAACAUGACCGAUCCGCUAAGUUUCCUACAGGAUCAAAAAGCUGAUGUCAAUUACUUCUUUGACCCAGAGUUGAAAGAGCUGUGUGAGAGAGUUGUUAAAAUGACCAAUGCUGUUAAUGACUCGGAAGAGAGUGAUCUCAGAAUGGUACAGGUGGGUUUGUCUGGAAUUAUGGGCGAUGUCGGUAUAACAAAAGAUCUUCUGACCAAAGAAGCUACUGAGAUGUUAUUAGACGUCAACACCUCUGCCAACUAUGAUGUUGGCAUAAAAAAAUAUCUUACGUCGAAAGAAGCUACUGAGAUAUUAUUGGACAUCAACACCGCUGCCAACAACGUCUGCCUGUCUGGUGACUUAAAAACUGUAUCUUGUGCAGAAGUACACCAGAAUCGCCCAGAAACAACCCAAAGAUUUGAAGAAUGCAAAGUAUUAAGUACUAGGAGUUUUACAUCAGGUCAACAUUACUGGGAUCUGGAUACCUGCAAAUCAGGGCAUUGGCGAGUGGGCGUGGCCUAUGCGAGCAUGGAAAGAAGGGGACCUUUCUCUUUAAUUGGGAAGAAUGAGAAGUCCCUGGGUCUACGAAGGUCUAGUGACAGCUACUUUCUAAGAUUUAACGAUAGAGAAAUCAGGAUAUAUAACAAACCUGUGUGUGACAAAAUCAGAGUAUAUCUUGAUUAUGAUGCUGGGCAGUUGUCCUUUUAUCAGCUGAGCGACCCCAUUGCUCACAUACACACGGUCACUACCACCUUCACUCAGCCCCUUCAUGCUGCGUUUGCAGUUUAUGAUGAUGGGUGGAUCACAUUAAGAAACUAAGGGUGAUGCCUAAUGACUUACAUGACUCAAUGGUGAUAUCAGCAGGUAAUUUCCCACACACUAACUAAACUAGAGCUGAGCUCCCAGCAUUCCCUGCUUGUUCAGUGUCUGCACAUUGCUUUCUCUGGGAGUAAACUGCUCAAUGAACCUUAAGUUCAUAUCACCCCCUCAUGAUACAUGACCAGAAGAUGAAAAAUAAAAAUAAAGAACUAGAACACAAUGCAAUCAAGUUCAGAUGGACAAAGUGUAAACUACUAGUGGUGUUUGGUCAAUGAUCACACAACCAAGAAGGUGCCCCCUUUAUUUUGAGUUCUGCAUCAGGGUACAUGUUGAAGCAGGGUAACACUGAUGCAGCAUCAUUAGCCCCAAGGCAAAACCUGCUUUCAUCACAGAACACUUUUGUUUGCCAUUGAUGGACGCAUCAGAGUCUGCAGGAGGGCUGGAGAGCACCUACUGCCAUCAUGCACGGUGCAAAGAAACACAGGACCACUACUGGGUGUCACGGUAUGGAGCGCCAUUAGCUGCCAUACCGUUCCCAUCUCGUAUUCGUGGAGCACUGAUCAACCUUCAAUAUGUCCAGGACAUUGUGAAACCAGUCCUACUGCCUUUUUUUGACUCUGGAGACGUGGUGUUCCAACAAGAUAACGCCGUCCACACACUGCCCGGGCUACCCAAUGUGCUCUUCAGAGUGUCCAGCGUCUCCCCUGGCCAGCUCGAUUGCCAGAUCUCUCCCAAAUCAAGAAUACCUGGGACUGGAUGGGGCGACAGAUCUCCCAUGGUACACAAGCGUAUUCAGCCCAGGAAACAUGCUCCAUGUGGGAGCAGUAAUUCCUGUACUGAACACUGCUCAUCUGAAGUGAACCCUCAGCAUCGUGAUUUAUGAUGCUGUGAAUUUCCAUCUCACCACUGGUCCACUGAACUAUAGUCAUUGCAUUAUGUGAGUAAAGUUCAGUAGACCUAUGGCAAGAUGGGAAUUGAUAGCAUCAUAAAUCAUUACGAUGCUGUGAGUUCACUUCAGAGAAGUAGUGUUCAGUCCGGGAAAUUCUGCUCCCACACUGAAUAUGGUCAUGUGAAACUGUCCUUAGAGUAACCAGCCAUUCAGUGCCAGACAGCUGAGAUAAUCAUGUUAAUGGGUGCAUGGUUUUGUGACAAGCUUUUUUUGGAAACUUUGCACAGUCACUGCAUGUGUCCUAAGUUCUCCUAACCCUUAUUGUGGGUCAGUGCUGGUCCCAACAAAUCCUGGGGCUGCGACGGUGGAGUUGAAAGGUGUGCUGACCCUCUUUUCCUCACAAACAACCUACGAAAUUCUGCAUCAAUGUUUUUUGUUUUUUUCAUAUCUUCUGUGAUGGUUUCUAGAGAAAUAUGAUGGCUAUACACUUUGGAAUACAGUAAUACUUUAAAAAUAACUGAAAUGAAUAAAUGGAUGAAACAUAUAGCACAUGCUGUUUGCCUAUACGGAUCCAUCUGACAAAUGCAUUGAAAUACUGGAUCCAUCUCUCCGGUGUCAUCCAGAAAAACGGAUCAGGUAUAAAAAUUUUGGGCAU
Molecule: messenger RNA, 3209 nt
Organism: Bufo bufo (common toad)
Lineage: Eukaryota; Metazoa; Chordata; Amphibia; Anura; Bufonidae
Product: E3 ubiquitin/ISG15 ligase TRIM25-like
Molecular function (GO): protein binding; zinc ion binding
Source: RefSeq, a predicted model, not a curated record